AUGAGUAACUCGAGUUACAGUACCCUGGAGGCGGCCGGGAUCGGGAAAGGAUUCAAGAGAGGAGACAAAGAAGAUCAAGUUGAAAAACAAGAACAAAAUUCAAUAUCCUUUCCCGAUCACAAAUUGAUCACUCAAUCGACAAUCCCUAUCAACACCUCGACUUCACAGGACAACUCGGAGACUCUCUCGGGAGUCCAAACCGUCCUCCACCUCACUCUCCCAAACGUCACCUAUUUUGGAAUGUCGGUGCCUCUUCCCGGACCACUUUCAACAAUUCGCCGGGAGGAAACGGAAAUCUCUCGAAAUAUCAUCAUUACAAAGGUGGCCUCACCAGUGCCCAAUUUCGACAAGACAAUCAGACAAAUUGGGGAACCGGUCACCGUCGAGAUAUCAAAUCUACACGCCAAUCACGCAUCGAAGAUUCACGCGGAAGCGCUCGAAGAGUCGGACUAUGAUCGACCGGGGACCUCAAUGACAGGCCAUUCGGAUUCGCAAACUCCUCCACCACCUCCAAUCCCUCCACAUCGAAUCCGAAUACCCACUUUGCUCUAUCCACUCGAGAAACACACAAAAAUCGUCGAAACUCGUGAGACACAAAAGAUUUACGAGGAAGAAACACCGGAAGAUCCAAGCAUCGUUCAAUCGGAGAUUCGAGAGAAACCAGGGCAACCAAUUUAUCGGAUUCCAGUUGAGAUUCGACAAGUUUCUAAGGGAAAUGAUGACCCGAUUGCCCCACCAAGAGCCAACAGAAGAUCAUCGGUUAAUGAAAGUUUUGAAAGAAACACCUUUGAGCGAUCGUCGAUAAGGCGUCGAUCGACACGAAGCAAUCAAUCAAAUCAUUCAAUUGACAAAGGUGAUUCGCCGAUUGAUGUUGUGAUGGAGGUAGCUCGUGAAGUGGCUGAACGACGCAAAACCUCGCGCAGCUCGAUGGGGAAACGAAAAGAAACACAUAAAGGGGAAAAGGAGUUAUUUGAAGAUGGGCAUAAAGUGAAAAGAUCAAGGAGUAGAAGUAGAGGGUGUUUUGAGGCAUGUUGUGUGACGACAAGUGAUGCAAAGACUCGAGUUCGGCCGAUCGAUCAUUUCCCACCAGAGCUCGAGAUGAUCGGUAAACGAGACGAUGAAGUGAUCGAAAUCGAAUUCUCUACUCAACUUCCCUUUACCGGGAAUACUUUCCGUUGUUCGACAGGGAAACAAAAGAAACAUAAAGAGAUCAAAGCGCACCCAUUGCAGUAUCAAUUCGAGACCGGCUUGGAGGAGAUUUCCACCGUUUCAAUUGGUGGCCAUCCGGCAGAGGGAUCGUUGAAAAGGAAAGACAACAAAGCCAGAAAAUAUUGGAAAUCAAGUGAAAAUCGAGUAAAAGAAGGGAAAAUCAAAGAAAAGAAGAAGAAAAAGGAUAAAGAAAAAGAGAGAUCCGUCGAUGUACAUGUCGAUUUGGUGUACGAGACAACGGGUUUCACCGAGAUCACCCUGAACCCGAUCGAUUCCCGAGUGAUCCCAAAGCCAAACGCUCCAGCCAUUUUGCACAUUCCCGGUUUGUUAGAUCUUCACAAAGAGGGUCUGGAGGCGUCAUUGACCGUCCCCACCGUGGGACAAGUGCUCGAAGAGGGCGAUCUUGAGUCAACCUCAUCGCCGGAAUCGUUGACUCGCACAAGAGAUGUUAUCGAUAGAAGAAUAGAGAAAAUUGCGGAUAGAGGAUUGGAGACAAGCAGAGAUAGUGAUGACACAGCUGCACAACUAUUCGCUCAUCAUCAAUUUGAGGGCGAUAUUGGCAAAGAGAUAGAGGAGAGGGCUAGAACGAGUGUGUCCGAUGUUCCACCAGUUGAGAUCACUGAUGAAAUGAUCGACAAGAUCUUUUCUGGGAUUAACGAUUCAACAGAUGAUUCCUCGAUGAGUCCUUUCUCGACUCUUCCCCGUUUACACGCUGAUCGUAGUGGUCAUUCGACGAUGAGUGUCGAUGCGAGAGUGAGGACACAGCCGGGUGCGAUCACGGUCGAGUUAAACUUUAAGCGACCAAUUGACGAUGAUCCCACAAUUCACGAGCCUUUUCAAAGAGAUCGAUCCGGAAGUAUGUUCGAGAAAUCAACAGAAAAGCCACCAAUGAAACCCCGUCGAUCAUUCAAGCAUGUCUUCCAAAAAGUCGACUUUCAGUUGGAAAAUGAUAAGAAUAGAGAAAUGUCUCAAUCACCACCACCAAAACCGAAACGAGGGAAAAUGAAGCAGGGAAAAGAAACGAAUAUUGCCUCAACUCCACCAAAAAAGGCACAACGACGAUCAUUCCGAGAUCUCUUCAAGAGCUUUACCAGAAGUGAUAGAGAACAUGAAGAGUCACGUGUCUCGACGGAUAGCAUGGUUCAAGGUUCGAUCACUGACUCGGGCACAAUGAUCAACAUAAAGCCAACAAUAAAGAAAAGAGAUUCUCAAAAAGAUGGCUUCCGAAGUCCGAUUGUUGAGGCUCGAAAAACAUACAAGAUAAUCGGUGUUUCGACAACAGAAAGAGAGGCGAUUCCCGUUGAGCAGAUCUCCCUUGUCGCAUCGAUCACCGCUCCACCGUUAAAGCAACAAACACGAGUUGAAGAGAUUGAAGAAGAGGAGUUCAAAUUGGCUGAGCUUGCCGGAGAGAUUCAGAACAAUGAUGAAAGAGGCGAUAUGAUGAUGGAAAGAAGAAGAGAGGAAUCAUUUUCUGAAUUCGACAUUGAACGGGUGACUAGCGGGAUUUGUGUGAUCACUGGUGAAUCACCACCUACAGGCACUCAAUGUGAAUGUGUUUCGUGUGUUGCCGUUCGUCAUUUCAUUGUUGACUUAAAGAAAGAGGAGAAAGGUUACGAGCAAGUGUUGGAGAUCUCUGAAAAGUUGAAGCAUUUUGGUGAAGAAAAAGAGAUAACGAAACGAUUUGAUGAGAUAAAAAUCGAGAAAACCGAAGCAGUGGACAUUGAUUUAAAUGAGAUUUUCACAAAUUCACAAGCAUCAACAAAGCAUCACGAUCCAGUCGAUGCUUUCCUUGAAAGGAGUCGAUCAGAGGCUAUUCAAAGAAAAACAUUUAGUCCAAUACAACGCUCGGCGACAGAGUUGAAGAAACCCGUUGAUCCAUCGUUCUUUGACUCGGUGAUUGAUAUGGACGAGAUUUUCCAUCCGAAACCGCAUAAAGUCGAUAACGAGAAGAGCAAAGAGAAUUUAAGACUAAACGAAAUUGAGAUUAAAGACGAGAAUGCUGAAGAGUAUGCUGCUGAGCUGAUUGAGAGGGUCUUCUCGCAAGUUGGCUUUCAUUGCACAAAAGACGAGGAAAACAAGGAAUGUGAAUGCACGGCGUGCCGAGAUUCAAAGCUUUCCGUUGAGGAGAUCAUCAAGAAACAGGAAGAGUUUGCGUCGAGACGCUCUCAAUCAUCCGUUACCUCGCCCCAGCCAAAGCAAACACCGAAAGCCACGCUGAACAUCGACUUGGACGAGGUUUUCUCCCCCACUCGAACCCCGGUCCUCUCACCGCAACCCAUCGAUCAACGCGAGAAGUUCUUGAGUGUCGACAAUGAUACUCGAAAGGGUGCUCUUUCGGUGGCUGAGACGAUUACUGAUGAAGUGUUUGAUGAGUUGGGACCGCCGACAAGGGGAGAGAGCAGGGUGGAUGAGGUGGAACCGAUCGGGGAUCAGCCCGAUCCCAACAAGAAUCCGUACUCUUUUGUUUGGGAUCUUGUCAAAGAAGAUGAUCCCAAAUUUCGGGAACGAUUGGCAAAGAUACGAGAACAGAAAAACUCCGAAUCACCAACCAACACUCAACAACCAUUCCGGCAAACCCAUUCAAGAAAUGAGAUAAUCUCGUUGAGGGAUUUGAUGAAAGAGGUGGAAGCCGAACAACUACAGCACGCUCAAAUGGACCUCGACUUCAUCGCGAACAUUGUCGAGAUCCGAAAAGAAACCGAGAGAUUGAUUGAGAAAACCGAUGAAAGGAUUAUGGCUGAAGAUUCGGAUGAACAGUCAUCAAAGGUUAUGCUUACCGUAGAGAAGUCAGAAAUCGAUUUGGAUGAGGUUUUUCGAUCUCCAAUUACCUCACCAGUGAGCCCUAGUCAAAUGUCGAUUCUGGAAAAGAUCGAGAAGUUCAACAAUCAGCCGGUAGUCGCUGAAAAGUCACCAAAGAUUGUGGCUGUUAAAACAAUGCCCCGGAAAUCUACCGUACCAUUAACUGAUCGAGUUUCGAUUGAUUUGGAUGUGAUUUUCCAAGAGAAAUCGCCUGAAGAAAUUACAACUGCUUCAUUGGAUUCUGGCUUUGAUUUCCAUGCAUUGAUCUCGAGUCCACAACUAGAAACGAUCAAAGAAGAUGAGGAAAGGAAAUUGGGCACAGAAACAAUUGCUUCAUCUGAUGCUGGCUAUGAUUUCCAUGCGAUGAUCUCAAGUCCACAACCGGAGAAAAUAAAAGAUCACAAAGUGAUGAUGGAAAGUGACUCGACCAUCGUACCAGUUACACUAAUUCCAACUACUCAAGAAGCACCAAAGCACACCGAGUCUACCAGCACUUACGAUUUUCAUUCAUUGGUUUCUUCACCCGUUUUCAAUCAAUCAGACAAAGAAAUUGAUGUAGAGAAUGUUGAAAGAAUGACAACCACGACAUGGUCUGAUGCUAGACAAGAAAUGCAUGAGAUUUCGAAUCAAACGAAGAGAAAAUCUGUUGAAGUUGAGAAAGCGAAUGAUGGAUUUGAUUUUCAUACUUUGAUCUCAAGUUCGACACCAAAAUCGGUCAAAGAACAGAGUCACGUGGAAGUUGCUGAGACUUUCACUAGAACCACUUGGUCCGACGAGAAGCAACAAGUAAAUGAGAUUCCAACUCAGCGAUCUGAAAGCUACGAUUUUCACUCAUUGGUCUCGAGUCCGAUUCCAACAAUUGUGAGAGAAGAAGUUCAUAGAGUUGAGACAAUAACACAAAGCUCAUGGUCUGAUGCGAGACAAGAGGUGCAUGAGAUUCCGACUCCAACUCCAAGAAAGCCCGUUGAAGUUGAGGACGGAUUUGAUUUCCAUGCUUUGAUCUCAAGUCCUCAUCCAAAACCUGUCAAAGAACCGGAACAGAUUCAUGUUGAAAUCGUUGAAACCUUUACAAAGACAACUUGGUCUGACGAGAAACAGGAAUCACAUGAGAUACCAACAAAGAGAUCCGAUACUGAUCACAUUUCAAAGAGUGAUCAUGGCUUUGAUUUUCAUGCUUUAAUCUCAACUCCGAUACCAGAAUCAAGUAAAGAACCGGAACAAACACAUAGAGAGAUCACUGAGACGAUCACAAGAACAACAGACGUAAAACAAGAGACGCAUCAGAUACAAACUCCAACAAAGAGAAAGUCUGUUGAUGUUGAGCCGGUCACUAAACCAGAGGAAAGCUUCGAUUUCCAAGCAUUGAUCUCGAGUCCUCAUCUAGCACCUAAACCCAAACAGAUUCAAGCUGAUAUUGCUGAAACCGUGACAAGUACGACUACUGAAGGUGUUGAUGAAAACACACUUGCACCUGGUGAAAGAAAAAGUCUCGACUUGGAUUUAGUCUUCAACUCGCCGAUCCCACUUCUACAGGAGACAAGGCCGAACAUUUUGGAUAAGCUUGCCAACACGUUGGAACGACCCGUUUCACGACCAUCCACGAGAACGCAAGUCACUCCAGAGCCAAGGGCAAGAUCGGUGGCCAGCCUUCCACCCAGUGAAAUCUCAUUGGAUGAGAUCUUCAGCCGACCAUCAACAAGUGCUGAAAGUGAAAAGAUUAUUCUAAGAAGUAAAAAGAUUUCAAUGACAAGAGAACCGAUCGAAUUAGACUAUGGAGGUUCAAUGAAAGGAAAGGAGGCUGCAAGGGAGAGUUUGGAUUUGGAUUUAGUCUUCAACUCACCCACCCCACUCCUACAAGAGACAAGACCGGAUAUUCUGGAAAAGUUUAAUCGCCCAAUCGAACGAUCGAUUUCCCGUCCUGUGACAAGAACAAUGUUUUCCCCGGAACCACCAAGAGCCAGAUCCGUAGCCAGUCUUCCACCAAGUGACAUCAAUUUGGACGAGAUUUUUAACCCAAAAAAACAAAGUGUUUUACAAGAAACCGCUUCAAGCACAAGUCAAGACAUUCCACAGGUGAUCACUGAAUCGAUGAUCGUCGAUGGGGACACAUUACCUUUUGGUGAGCCACAAAAUGGAGAAUUAACGAAAAUCGCUGAACUGCGCAUCGCAAUUUCACCAGAUUUUCACGAGAUUCAAGAGCUUGAGCAGCAAAAAACAGAAAUCGAUUUUGAUCAAAUCUUUGCCGGGAUUCGUACUGCGGGACAAGACGAAAGGGUAGACGAGAAGAUAGACGAGAAGAUAGACGAGAAGAUAGACGAGAAGAUAGACGAGGAGAUAGACGAGAAGAUAGACGAAAAGUAUACACUAAAAAGAAGCUCUGUUACCGUAUUCACCACUCCAAGCUGGGGAAAAAGCAUUGAAGAGCGAAAGAGUACGGUCGAGAAUCCAUCCAAUAUCGAUUUCGAUGAGAUUUUCAAUGAGAAAAAGACAAUUUUUGAUGAAACUACGGUAAAUGAGACGACAAAAACAUUCGCUGUUUACACGCGAAUAAAAGAUGAUUCGAGCAAUGAGCAUUUGAUUGAAUCAAAGCAAUAUUUUGUGGAAGAUGUGCAUCGAAUUCCGGCUGAUGAUGUCAUUCUGAGGAAACAAUCGUUUAAUCUCCCACGGAUUAGUGAAGAAAAAGAAAGCUUCUCAUCCCUUACCACAUCGACCACAUUUUGGCAUCAUCCGAUAGAGAUUUCUCCGAAGAAACAAACAAAUGAGGAAACAUUCACCUCACAUCUCACAAAGGAAAGUCCAAUGAUUGAAUCAGUGAUCAGUUAUGGAUCGCCAACUAGCCUUUCACAUUUCAUUCAUCAACCCGUUGACGAGACACCGAUUUAUCGAGAGAUUCAAUCGAACGAUCAACCAAAUCGAGUAACAUCAUCAGCGUCAGUGUACUUGAAUGAAAGACAAGGAAAACAAGAAGAAGAACAACAACAACAACAAGAAGAACAACGAGAAGUCAUUGAUAUCAUUAAACUCGUUUUCUCACCGAGUCCAUUGCAACAAGAACAACGAGAACAACAAGAACAACAAGUACAACGAGAACAGCAAGAACAACGAGAACAGCAAGAACAACGAGAACAACAAGUACAACAGAGUCUUAAACAAUCGCCGAUCACUCCGAUCCCGCAUCACCAACCUGAUAAAGCAUCCACAUCGACAGGGAACUUUUCUCCAGUGCCAAGUCCUCGAGUGAGCGAAAAGAGAGGCUCAUUGACAGCGGCUGAGUUAGUUCAACAGCUGGCGACAGCGAUGAGUGGGCAAAAAAUCGAGGUUAUCAACGAGAUUCGUCCCAGUGAUAAUGAACUCUUAGAGGUUGAAGUGGAUGAUAGCUAUUUUAUUGUAAAAGGCUCCUAUUCAUUAGCGAUUCUACGAACGGAUCCCCUCGGUCAAUUGCUCACCUCAUUACAGACUCAUUCGCACGGUGGGAAAUGCUCGUUCUCAGACAUGGCUCAACUCGAUUUCUCGCUAGCGCCCAAGCUACGCAAAUUACUCUACUCGUGUCUAAAAGAAAAGAAGCACCGUGAAACCUAUCCCACUCUUUCUACAAGAGCUCAACACUUGGUGACCAACUUCGAUCAAUCAUCGAUAAUCUAUCAGCGGAUGUUCGAGAAUCAUUAUGAUGUUGAGAGGAAUCCAAAGGGUAAUGUCAACUUGUGCACGGCUGAGAACAACGUUUGCGAGGAUUUGAUUCGUGAGAAGUGCAUCGAUUGUAUGAAAGUCAAGGAGCUACCCACUGGAUCCAUCGAUCUCAAUCAUCUUGUGCAUUAUGGACCAGCCGGCGGGUAUUUAAGUGUCAAACAAGCUCUGUUACGAUAUUUUCUUCGUUUCAUGGACGCUCAACAGAUCACCGCCAACGAUAUUUUGUUGGCACCUGGGUCAAAUUGCGCUCACGAUAUGGUCACCUUUGCCACAAUGCAACCUGAUGAGCUUUUAAUUGCGAAUACACCAAUCUACACCCGUAUUUACAACAACGUUGAGGAGAGAGCCGAGUGUCGACUCGUUACAGUGCCAUUUAAAGACAUCACGAAUCCAAGUUUCGAUAUCGAAGCUCUCGGCCGAGCCAUUGCUACCUAUUCAGAGGAGGGCGAAGCGGUGCGCGGAGUGGUGAUCGUGAAUCCGCACAACCCACUCGGCAUCACGUUCCCCGAAGAGCAAAUGAUCGAAUUGUGCGAGUGGGCGAAUGGGAAGGGACUAUUUGUAAUCGUCGACGAGGUGUUCUCCGGGACAAUCUACGGGCCAAGAAAUGGUUUCCGACCAUUUCUCUCGUAUCGCCACAAGUUGACGAAUCCAAAUAAAACGGCAUGGAUCUGGAGUCCCAGUAAAGAUUUCGGUCUUCCGGGAAUCCGUUUGGCGUCGAUCGUGUGCACAGAUUCGGCGAUAGCUCGUACUCUCAUCAGAAUGGAGGUCCUUCAACCGUGUUCGGCGCUCGCCCAGGAUUUCACCACCCGUCUGCUAGAGGAUCCUAGCUGGAUCUCAUGGUUUCACGGAGAGAAGCUUGCCCGUUUGCGUGUUCAUCGUUCUUCUAUCGUUCAAACCCUAGCCCAUCUGCACAUUCCGUUUGUUGACGCGGUCGCCGGGGUGGCGUUGUUCUGUGAUUUCAGUCGAUUCCUACCCAAUCCAUACAAAGACGAGGAUGCGUUAAUCGAUGCUUUGGUCGAGCGUGGGGUUUUCAUCACUCCCGGAAAAGUGAUGGGCGAGCAGCGGCCGGGUUGGAUGAGACUCGUGUUCGCUUGUCAAAAGGACGAGUUGUACGAGGGUCUAAAACGUCUUGUCUCAAUUCUCGGCUCGGAUCCCACAUUCCAACCACGGGAAAUCAUCUAUGAAACAACAGGAAUUUCAGAAGGUGAUCAUCACGGUCGCGAAACCCGGCUC
Molecule: messenger RNA, 8928 nt
Organism: Mesorhabditis belari
Lineage: Eukaryota; Metazoa; Nematoda; Chromadorea; Rhabditida; Rhabditidae
Source: the annotation of a GenBank genome assembly